Messenger RNA from Scleropages formosus (Asian bonytongue), 1307 nucleotides. RefSeq names its product APEX nuclease (multifunctional DNA repair enzyme) 1 (gene apex1). The record is from RefSeq and is a predicted model, not a curated record. Gene Ontology annotation, cellular component: nucleus. Gene Ontology annotation, biological process: base-excision repair. The transcript is spliced from 5 exons. Gene Ontology annotation, molecular function: phosphoric diester hydrolase activity; DNA binding; endonuclease activity. Bases 189 to 1121 code for a protein of 310 amino acids. Lineage: Eukaryota; Metazoa; Chordata; Actinopteri; Osteoglossiformes; Osteoglossidae.
AAGGACACCUAAAUCCGAAGCAGGACUCUAUUGUGAUUCAGACGUGCCUGUGGGUGCUUUGUUUUGUGGACAUGUGCAUGGUAGGGUUGUUGUUCAUUUGAACUGAGAAACUGAAAGUGUUGUGUGUGUCACUGUGUGUGCGUGCUGUGUGUCUGAAGGGUGCGUGUGUACGCAGGGGGUUAGCAGGUAUGUCGAAGAGAGGAAAGAAGAAGGACACUGGAGAUGGGGAGCAGGACAACAGUGCAGCCCCCCCUGCCAAAAAGGGUAAGAAGGAGAAGGAACCCGAGGCCCCCAUUCUUUAUGAAGACCCUCCAGACAAACUGAGUACUAAAGAUGGCCGCACUGCUAACAUGAAGAUCACUUCAUGGAACGUGGAUGGGCUGCGGGCCUGGGUUAAGAAGAAGGGAUUGGAUUGGGUGCGUGAGGAAUUGCCAGACGUCAUCUGCCUGCAGGAGACCAAGUGUGCAGAGAAGUCACUCCCACAGGAUAUCACCUCCAUGCCCGAGUUCCCCCACAAGUACUGGGCUGGCUCUGAGGGCAAAGAGGGCUACAGCGGCGUGGCCAUGCUGUGCAAGACAAAGCCCCUCAACAUCACCUACGGCAUCGGAAAAGAGGAGCAUGACAAGGAAGGGCGUGUCAUCACUGCAGAAUUCCCCAGCUUCUUCCUUGUCACGGCCUACGUGCCCAAUGCAGGCAGAGGACUAGUUCGUCUCGACUACCGCAAGACCUGGGACGUCGACUUCCGAGCCUACCUGAGCGAGCUGGACCAGAAGAAACCCUUGGUACUGUGUGGCGACCUGAACGUAGCCCAUCACGAGAUCGACAUCAAGAACCCCAAGGGCAACCGCAAGAAUGCUGGCUUCACAGCCGAGGAACGCGAGGGUUUCACCCAGCUGCUUGCCGCUGGCUUUGUCGACAGCUUCAGGGAGCUGUACCCUGAGCAGGCCAACGCCUACACCUUCUGGACCUACAUGAUGAAUGCCCGUGCAAAGAAUGUGGGCUGGCGUCUUGACUACUUUGUGAUCUCUCGCAGGCUGCUGCCGUCACUGUGCGACAGCAAGAUCCGCAACAAAGUGAUGGGCAGCGACCACUGCCCCAUCACCCUCCACAUCACUGUGUAGUCCUCCCAUGUCUUUCUUUUAUCUUGUUUGGGUUGCUUGGAGGUAUUCAAGCCGAGUCCUGCUGUCUGUGUUGACUCUCAGGUUCCUUCCCUACUUUCCUUGUUUUCUAUUCUGCUCCAUUUCCAUACCCUGAACUGCCUUGUAGCCGACCUAUAUUUCCACCCCCUUUCACUUAUCUGUUCUGUC